AUGCUGGGCCUGUACCUGCAGCUGGUCAGCGGCCUGUGCGCCGCAGGCAUGGGCCUGGCCGCCAAGCUGGCCGGAGGGCAGGGCCUCCCUGUCAUGGAGAUCGUCCUGGCCAGCUCGCUGUGCGUGGGCGCCUGCCCGCCUCGUGCCCUGCGCUUGCCUGCCUGCGGCCAGCCGCUGCGCCAGCUGCAAGCCCAGGCGGGAGCGGCCAUGGAGGGCGGCUACGACAGCGGCAGCAGCAGCGAGGGGCCGGCGCUGUGGGUGGUGCGCGGCGUGCUCGGCUUUGUGUCUGUGGCGUGCAUCCAGGAGGCCGUCAGCCUGCUGGCCGUGUCGGAUGCUGUGGCGCUGGCCAUGCUGUCGCCCCUGGUGGUGGCUGCCGCCGGCACGCUGUUGCUGCGGGAGCGCCCGCCGCAGAUGCUGCUGGUGGCGCUCCCCAUGGCCACGUCGGGGGCGCUGCUGCUGGUCAGGCCCGCGUUCUUCCAAACCUUCAUGGGUGACGGCGCGGCACACGGCGCCGACUCUGGCGCCGACGGCGGCACGGCGGGACUGGCGCCCGCCGCGGCCGGCGUGGCGUUUGGCCUGGCCCACGUGCUUUCCUCUGCGGGCGCCAAGCUGAGCGUGCGCCAGCUGGCGGCCGGCUCCUCUUCCCACCAGGCCGCCAGUGCCAUCGUGCUGUCGGCGGGCCUGGUGUCGGCGCUGGGGUCGGCGGCGGCGUGCAUGCUGCAACAGGCGCGCCUCGUGUGGCCCCAGCACGCCGCCGGCUGGGCUCUGCUAGCGGGCAUGGGAGCUGCGAGCUUCGGCCACCAGGCGGCCAUGACAGCGGCCAUGCAGCGCACGCCGGCCACCAGGGCCGCCCCGCUGUCCUACCUCUCAGGGGUCUGGAGCCUGGCUGCUGACUUUUACCUGUUUGGCCACACCCCCAGGGCCAGCUCCAUCGUGGGUGGCGCCGCCAUCUGCCUGGGCGGCCUGCUGGUCACCUGCGAGCGGGCACAGGCGGCAGCCGGCUCCUCCAGCGCCUCGCGAGCCGCCGGCAGCCCGCGGGCAGCCGCCGCGCGGCAGGUGCCGCUGCUCGUGGACGCCAACACGGGCGGCGCGGUGCUGCUGCCGCUGGUCAAGCCCGCCGCCGAGCGCCAGCGCUCGGGCCCCAUCCCGCCCGGCCUGCUGCGGGACGCCAUUGCCAACGCAUGGCAGCAGAGCCGUGCGGGGCAGCAGCUGGGCGCGGGCCCGCUGCUGCCGGUGGUGAAGCCGGCCCCGCUGGCGACGAUGCACAUCAAGGAUGAAAAUCUGAUUGCGGCUAGGGGGACGGCAGUGCGAAUGGCCUGA
Messenger RNA from Chlorella variabilis, 1320 nucleotides. RefSeq lists its product as hypothetical. Gene Ontology annotation, cellular component: membrane. Lineage: Eukaryota; Viridiplantae; Chlorophyta; Trebouxiophyceae; Chlorellales; Chlorellaceae. The record is from RefSeq and is a predicted model, not a curated record. The transcript is spliced from 5 exons. Bases 1 to 1320 code for a protein of 439 amino acids.